Molecule: messenger RNA, 6406 nt
Organism: Diabrotica virgifera virgifera (western corn rootworm)
Lineage: Eukaryota; Metazoa; Arthropoda; Insecta; Coleoptera; Chrysomelidae
Product: ankyrin-3-like
Exons: 4
Coding region: 1-4302 (1433 amino acids)
Molecular function (GO): protein binding
Source: RefSeq, a predicted model, not a curated record
AUGAUUGUAACUGGAGCAGAGGCUGCAUCCUUGGUAUCAGCAAUUAGAAAUGAAAUUAUUGAUGAAAUAGAAUUAGCUUUCACAAAUGAAAUUGAUAUUAAACAUCGUGGAAACUACUGGUCUGUCUUGAAUUGCGCCGCAUAUUAUGGUAAAGUUUCUAUUGUCACCUUAUUACUAAAAAAUGGGAAAUUAAUAAAAAAGACAGACUUGGACGCUUCCUUACAUAUAGCUGCAGAGAAUGGUCACACUACUGUUGUAGAAUUAUUAUUAAAACAUGGGGCAAAUAUUGAUUCUAUGAAUGCAAGAUAUCACACUCCAUUAUUUUUAGCUGUUGACUAUUGCAACACAGAUGUAGUGAGUUUAUUAAUAAGAAUGGGAGCAGAUACUUCAGUAACAAAUGAUUUUCAAGAUACUCUUUUACACCGUGCUGUAAGAAAGAAUUCCAAAGAAAUAACUUUACUAUUAUUAAAUAAUGGAGCUAAUAAAGAAAUGAGAAACAAAGAUGGAAUGACACCAUUACUAAUUGCAGUUAAAUAUAACUAUGAAGAUAUUGUUAAUAUUUUAAUAGAAGCCGUAGCAAAUCUAAAUGCAUGUGAUAAUUUUGACAAUACUUCUCUUCAUAUGGCUUGUGAAGAAGGCUUCCUGAGUAUUGUGAAACUGUUAUUAGAUGCAGGAGCAGAUAUCAAUUUGCAAAAUGCAACAGGCUGGAGUCCUUUGUUGUAUGCUACUUAUUAUAAUCGUGAAUGUGUUGUGAAAUUAUUAUUAGAUCGAGGGGCAGACAUCACCAUCACUGAUAACUCAAGAAACACAGUAUUGCAUAUUUGUGUUAAAAAUCGCUGUAAGUUUCUUAUAGCAUUAUUACUUCAAAGUGGAGCUGAUGUGAAUAGUAGAAAUAUAAAUGGAUCUGAUAUUUUCGAUUUAACAAAAACUGAUUUAUCUAAAAUUAAGUUUUUAAUCAGACUUAUCUUGUACUUAAACAUCAACACACCUAUACCCGAACGUCACAAUAGAGGGUACUUUUUGAAAUUCUGGGAUGCAUGCAAAUCAGAAUUAGAACAAAUGGAGAAGUGUAAAAUAGCUGAGAGCAAUCUAUCCUACAGGCAAUUAUUGCUUGAAAGAAAUAAAACUAAAUUAAUAGGUUAUCUCCACAAUGCAAACAUAGUUAGUGAACUAGACACACUAGAUUAUAAGAAGAAAUUUCCUAUCUAUGAACGGUACUUUACUGAAAAGAUAAAUAAAGGAAAGUUCAUGCUACGUUUGUAUUACAAAGCUGAUGAAGUUGUGAAGCACAUCAUUCCGGAUAUGCCGAUAGAAGUUUGGAGAAUAAUAUAUAAUUAUUUAUCAUAUGAUGAUUUAGCAAAAUUAAUUGGUUGGAAUGAUAAAAAGUUGUCCAGAGAAUAUUUUGCUAGUUUCGGCUUUUAUGAAUAUCAAUGUUAUGAUUCUGCCACUCCUGUUCUAAUAAUGAUUGUAACUGGAGCAAAGGCAAGAUCCUUGUUGAGAGCAAUUCAAAAUGGAAUCAUUGAUAAAAUAAAAUCGGCUUACGAAAAAGAAAUUAAUAUUAAAUGUUAUGGAAGUUGCAGGUCUGUCCUGAAUUGGGCUACGUAUUUUGGUAAAGUUUCUAUUGUUCGCAAAUUACUAAAAAAUAAGAAAUUGAUAAAAAAGACAGACUUGGACACUUCCUUACAUAUAGCUGCAUUGGAACGUUAUACUACUCUUGUAAAAUUGUUGUUGAAACAUGGAGCAAAUAUUGAAUUUGAGAAUGAUAAUGGAGAAACGCCAUUACUACUUGCAAUUAAAUCUAACAAAGGAUAUAAUGACAGUGUUGACAGUCUUGUCAAUAUUUUAAUAGAAAAUAAAGCAAAUGUAAAUGCGAGGGAUAAUGAUCUAAAUACUUCUCUUCAUAUGGCUUGCGAAAUGGGGUUAUAUAGUAUUGCCGAACUGUUAUUAGAUGCAGGAGCAGAUAUUAAUUUGCAAAACGGAACCUGCUGGACUCCUUUGUUUUGUGCUACUUAUUAUAAUCGUGAGUGUGUUGUGAAAUUAUUAUUACAUCGAGGGGCAGACGUCACCAUCACUGAUGAGUCAAGAAACACAGCAUUGCAUAUUUGUGUUAAAUGUGGCGAAGUGGCUGUUAUAGAAUUAUUACUUCAAAAUGGAGCUGAUGUGAAUAGUAGAAAUGAAGAUGGAUAUGAUAUUUUCGAUUUAGUAAAUAUUAUUUUUGAAAAAAAUAUAGCUGAUGCUAAACCGUUAAUCAGAUCUAUAAUGUAUUCAAAUAUCAACAUAACUAUACCCGAGCGUCACAACAGUGGGGACUUCUCGAGAUUCUGGGAUGCAUGCAAAUCAGAAUUAGAACUAAUGAAGGCUUGUAAAAUAGCCGACAGCAAUAUAUCCUACAGGCAAUUAUUGCUUCAAAGAAAUAAAAGUAAAUUAGCAACUUUUCUCAGCAAUGCGGACAUAACUAGUGAACUAAGCACACUAGACUAUAAGAAGAAAUUUCCCAUAUACGAAAAUUACAUUACUGAAAACAUAAAUAAAGGAGAGUUUAGACUACGUUUGUAUAACGAAGUUGAUAAAAUUAUGAUUACUAUCAGUCCCUUUUUGCCAAUAGUAGUCCGGAGAAAAAUAUACAAUUAUGUAUCAAACAUUGAUUUAGCUGAAUUUAGCUGGGUAUGGCAGAGUUUACAGAGAAUUACGUCUGUCCUGAAUUGGGCUACGCAUUUUGGUAAAGAUUAUAUUGUUCGCAAAUUACUAAAAAAUAAGAAAUUGAUAAAAAACACAGACUUGGACACUUCCUUACAUAUAGCUGCAUUGGAAGGUUAUACUACUCUUGUAAAAUUGUUGAUAAAACAUGGAGCAGAUAUUGAAUUUGAGAAUGAUGAUGGAGAAACACCAUUACUACUUGCAAUUAAAUCUAACGAAGGAUAUAAUCUUAAAGAUGUUGACAGUCUUGUCAAUAUUUUAAUAGAAAAUGAAGCAGAUGUAAAUGCGAGUGAUAAUGGUCUAAAUACUUCUCUUCAUAUGGCUUGUCAAAUGGGCUUGUGCAGUAUUGUGGAACUGUUAUUAGAUGCAGGAGCAGAUAUUAAUUUGCAAAAUGGAACCGGCUGGACUCCUUUGUUUUGUGCUGCUUAUUAUAACCGGCUGUGUAUUGUGAAAUUAUUAUUACAUCGAGGGGCAGAUGUCACCAUCACUGAUGAUGAGUCAGGAGACACAGCUUUGCAUAUGUGUGUUAAAUGUGACAAAGUGGCUGUUACAGAAUUGUUACUUCAAAAUGGAGCUGAUGUGACCAGUAGAAAUGAAGAUGGAUAUGAUAUUUUCGAUUUAGUAAAUAAUGUUUUUGAGACAAAUAUAACUAAUGGUAAAAAGUUAGUCCGAUCUAUAUUGUAUUCAAACAUCAACACACCUAUACCCGAGCGUCACAACAGUGGGAACUUUUCGAGAUUCUGGGAUGCAUGCAAAUCAGAAUUAGAACUAAUGAAGGCUUGUAAAAUAGCUGAGAGCAAUAUAUCCUAUAAUCAAUUAUUGCUUGAAAGAAAUAACAGUAAAUUAGCAGCUUUUCUCAGCAAUGCGGACAUAGUUAGUGAACUAAGCACACUAGAUUAUAAGAAGAAAUUUCCCAUAUACGAAGAUUACAUUGCGAAAAACAUUAGUAAAGGAGAGCGUAGACUACAUGUGUAUUACGAAGCUGAUCAAAUUAUGAAUAAUUUCAGUCCGUUUUUGCCGAUAAUGAUAAUGAUUGUAACUGGAGCAAAGGCAAGAUACUUGUUGAGAGCAAUUCAAAAUGGAAUCAUUGAUAAAAUAAAAUUAGCUUACGAAAAAGAAAUUAAUAUUGAAUGUUAUGGAAGUUGCAGGUCUGUCCUGAAUUGGACUACGUAUUUUGGUAAAGUUUCUAUUGUUCGCAAAUUACUAAAAAAUAAGAAAUUGAUAAAAAAGACAGACUUGGACACUUCCUUACAUAUAGCUGCAUUGGAAGGUUAUACUACUCUUGUAAAAUUGUUAUUAAAACAUGGAGCCAAUAUUGAAUUUGAGAAUGAUGAUGGAGAAACGCCAUUACUACUUGCAAUUAAAUCUAACGAUGGAUAUAAUCUUAAAGAUGUUGACAGUAUUGUCAAUAUUUUAAUAGAAAAUGAAGCAGAUGUAAAUGCGAGAGAUAAUGGUCUAAAUACUUCCCUUCAUAUGGCUUGUGAAAUGGGCUUGUGUAGUAUUGCGGAACUAUUAUUAGAUGCAGGAGCAGAUAUUAAUUUGCAAAAUGGAACCGGCUGGACUCCUUUGUUUUGUGCUGCUUAUUAUGAUCGGGUAUUAUUGUGAAAUUAUUAUUAGGUCGAGGGGCAGAUGUCACCAUCACUGAUGAGUCAAGAGACACAGCAUUGCAUAUGUGUGUUAACAGUGGCAAAGUGGCUGUUAUAGAAUUAUUACUUCAAAAUGGAGCUGAUGUGAAUAGUAGAAAUGAAGAUGGAUAUGAUAUUUUCGAUUUAGUAAAUAUUAUUUUUAAAAAUAAUAUAUCUGAUGCUAAAAAUUUAAUCAGAUCUAUGUUGUAUUCAAAUAUCAACACACCUAUACCCGAGCGUCACAACAGUGAGGACUUUUCGAGAUUCUGGGACGCAUGCAAAUCAGAAUUAGAACUAAUGAAGGCUUGUAAAAUAGCUGAGAGCAAUAUAUCCUACAGGCAAUUAUUGCUUGAAAGAAAUAGAAGUAAAUUAGCAGCUUUUCUCAGCAAUACGGACAUAGUUAGUGAACUAAGCACAUUAGACUAUAAGAAGAAAUUUCCCAUAUACGAAGAUUACAUUGCUAAAAACAUAAGUAACGGAGAGUUUAGACUACGUUUGUAUAAUGAAGCUGAUGCAAUUAUGAAUACUAUCAGUCCCUUUUUGCCAAUAGUAGUCCGGAGAAUAAUAUACAAUUAUUUAUCAAACAUUGAAUUAGCUGCAUUUAGCUGGGUAUGGCAGAGUUUACAGAGAAUUACAUAAUGAACCUACUCUCCUAUUGCAUAUCUGAUUUAAAUAUUAUGUUUAUAUAGGAUUAAGCCACAAUAAUUAUUGAUUGAAAUAAAAAUUACAUUAACUAAUUCUGCGAAAAUGUAUAACUUAUUAGGUUACAUCUUUCCAAAAUUGAUAUAGUUGGCCUCGAUCUUGUAGACUACAGCAUGCAUAUGGUUGAAAAAAUCUGAGGGUAGUGUUUUUACCCUAUGACUAUCAAAUUAUGACUAUUUUGUGUAAUAUCUGUGUAUUGUGUGUUGCAUAUGUAUUGUGUAUAAGAUUGUAUGUGCUAUUUUUCAGACUUCCUAUUACUCCGCUAUUGUUGGUGUUUUUGUUAUUGACUUCUACUUUUAGUAUUAGCAAUCAAAGUUUGCUAUAUUACGCAGAUAUUAGGUUUGCUACACAUUUUUCUGCGUUAAGUACAUAGGAUGAGGGCUUCUUUCCUUCUUUGACUUUUCUUUUUAAUAAUUAUUGAUGUAUCUUUCCAUUGUACUUUGUGCUCGUUGUCUCAGGCAUGUUUGCAUAUCUAAGAUUUCUUUAAGUCAUUUUUCUUUAUGUAUGUUUCAUACUCGUUUAUCCUGACACUUUGAGUCUUGCGGUUUUUCCCACAUAGAAAUUGUGGAGUUUUGACUAAAAAUGACUACCGAUUGUCAUUUAUAAACAAGGAAUUCCACAAGCUUGAAGACAGGAAACAACAAAAUAACACAAGCCAUCCAGAAACAUCCGCAAGAAGGGACUCAAAGAUGACAACAAUACUAUAUUUAUGUAAAAGGCUUAUCAGAAAAAUUGAAAAGUAUAGGAAACAAUUACAACAUCUAGGCCAUCCUGUCCAAAACCAAACUCAAUAACAAACAAGAAAGUUAAAAAACUGCAUCUAAAAAAUACCCUGUGAAUGCAACAAUAGCUAUGUGAGAGAAACAGCAAGACAAUGAAAAGAUGCAUCAAUAAUCGUGAAAGAAACAUUAGUGAAGAAGAGAAAAGUCAAAGAAGCUUUCAACGAAGAAAAUUGUGUAGCAAACCGUAAACCUAUUAGCAGAAUCUAGCAAGCUUUGAUUGUCGAUAUUAAAAGAAGAAGUCAAUAACAAUAAUAUACCAACAAUAGGUACAUAUGCAAUACACAAACACAAAUCUACGUUACACAACUACGAUACAGAUUACACAAACAUAUAACAAAUCAAUCAAAAUUUGAUAUUCCUAGGGUGAAAGCACCACCCUCAGAUUUUUUUCAACCAUAUGCAUGCUGUUGUGUACAAGAUCGAGGCCAAGUAUAUCAGUAUUUCAACAUUUUUUUUAAAAUAAUCUUUUUUGGGAGCUACUUCCGAAGCAGAAAUAGAAAUAUUAGUUAGUUUAAAAUGUAAUUUUAUUACAAUCAAUAAUUACGAAUUUAUUUUUGUACUUUUUAUAUACCGUGUAACCGCAUUGAACAUUAUGUUAAA